GCCACGGGUCGUUGGGCUCCUCUACGAAUCCCCCUAAUCCGGUCAGAGCUUGGGUCAAAGUGUAUUUUUGGAAUCCUACCGGCCGUGGAUGGCUGCUCUUCAAAGCUUGGCUCUUUUGCUUGGCGCUCUCUCUUCUUGGCGCUCUCUCUUCUUGGCGCUCUCUCUUCUUGGCGCUCUCUCUUCUUGGCGCUCUCUUCUUGGCUGUGCCUCUUUGUGCGAGCGAGUACGGGAAUGAGAGUGAAUACGCGAAACCACGCGCACCUCGUGGCGACGGAAUGUGACAUUUCGUGUCCGCCAUCCCAGAGCAUAACAGAGACACCAAGUGCAACGGCGAGCAGAGUCCUCGGCCUCGUCCUCGUGCUAUCCCCCGAUGUAACCGUCGUUCCCAUGGGCAUCCCGGCCUGCCGCUGGCCAAAUGCAGGUACAAAACUCUGCCGACAGACUAUCGACUGCCACAAUCCGGCGCCUCGACCUGUUUGGGCGUUUUACCAGUCACCAGGGCAAUCCCAUCAUCUCCUCUUCCAUCUCCUCUUCCAUCUCAUCCCAACUCUCGCAAUUCAAUUCGUCCGUGCCAUCCCGAUGUCGAUUUCCCGUCUGACUACUCCGUACGUACAGAGCAGCCCGCACCGAUUCGCCCCCAACUCUCAAGGCCAAUCAACACAUGGCCUUCUCGAAGUUGCAAAGAAACCCCGUCCCCUGUUGCCCUCUCGUUCUGUUCUGUUCUGUUCCGUUUCGCUGCACACGCCGCAGACGCACUUGAGGGCCCGCUAAUUUCCCGCUCGGAAGAGCGCUGCUUCUUCGAACCUGGCGCCGGCUUGCCCACUUCCACCCAUGGUCCGUAUCGCCCCAUGCUUAGGAGCUUGGGGUGAGAGCUCAAAGACCUUGCCAGUGACAGACCACAACGCAGGAUAUCCGCCAUAGAUGCUGGCCCUGGUGUCGGCCCAGCUACCGAAGUGGGACGGAGAAUUCAGACAGGGACGCUCCGUUCGGGGGAUUAACGCGCGGUCUGCGCACAGUUGGGAGCCGUACGAAG
Ilyonectria robusta is the source of this 1033-nucleotide messenger RNA. RefSeq lists its product as uncharacterized. The record is from RefSeq and is a predicted model, not a curated record. The coding region runs from base 232 to 771 and encodes 179 amino acids. Lineage: Eukaryota; Fungi; Ascomycota; Sordariomycetes; Hypocreales; Nectriaceae. The transcript has a single exon.